Microthlaspi erraticum is the source of this 477-nucleotide messenger RNA. NCBI's taxonomy places the organism in Eukaryota, Viridiplantae, Streptophyta, Magnoliopsida, Brassicales, Brassicaceae. The record is from the annotation of a GenBank genome assembly.
AUGGAAGAAGUUCUGGCUGCUGAAUCCUCUUUGAGAACGGGCCCUCCAUCUACAUAUGCUGAUAAAGUGUUUGAAAAUGACAUGAACAUUGCUAUCAGAUUGACUGAAAAAGCCUACGAAAAUUGUUUGUUUAGGGAGGCACUUAAGAAUGGGUUUUACGACUUGCAAGCUGCUCGAGAUGAGUAUAGGCUCUCUUGCGGCAGUGGCGGCAUGAAUCAUGACUUGAUACUGAAGUUUAUGGAUGUGCAAACACGCCUCAUUGAACCAAUCUGUCCUCAGUUUGCAGAGCAUGUUUGGAGGGAACUUUUGAAGAAGGAAGGCUCUGUGGUAAAAGCAGGCUGGCCAACAUCAGAUGAGCCAGAUUUGGUUCUCAAGGGUGCUAACAAAUAUCUGCAAGAUUCUAUCAUCUUAAUGAGAAAGCUUCUACAGAAACAGCUCUCGGUUCCAAGAAGGCUGCCAAGAAAGGUGCUCAAGUAA